AUGAGCCGAGUCUUGGGGUCGGCUGGGUUUGGCGGGCGAUUGCUUUCCUUUUUUGCCGGGGGCGUCUUUCGCCGGCGCAGAGGACUUGUUGUCCUUCUUUCCCUUGCCGGAAUUCUGGUUCUGGUUCUUCAACCGCUGUUCGAUUUUCUGUCGCAGACCGGCGAAGGCACUUUCGUCGGGCAUCAAGGUGUCGGCAGCAGGAGCUGCGACCGCUGCUCCAGAUGUCUCGGCAUCCGAGCGAUUUCCUUUCCCUUUAGCCAUGGUGUAUAUGUUUGGGGGAGUGGAGUGGAGGGAAAGAAAAUUGGAUGGAGAAAUCUUUUGCGGUUAUCGGGGCGCUCGGACCAGCCCGAUAAGAAACAUGGACUCCACUGCAAUUGGUAUUUUCCAAUGAUCUCAAGACUACGGCCUACUCUGGGGCGUUUGCCUCCGAGGGCAUUGGGUCUUCAGGUCCUACGCAAUCUCCAUAUUGAUGGCCGAAGCCGUGUGUCCAACUUCUGGAUCCCUACAGGAGGAAUCUCCAAGAAACCAAUUGAUGGGGAGAAGGAUGCCAAUGAUUUGCUAGUCCGAGGUGGCUUUCUUCGUCAGGCAUAUUCGGGUGUAUUUCAUUUACUUCCCCUUGGGCUGCGUGUUCAAGAUAAGCUAGAACGUCUCAUUGACAAGCAUAUGGGCUCGCUAGGUGCCUCUAAAGUAUCAUUGUCCUCUUUGUCUUCGCAAGAACUUUGGGAACAGUCUGGUAGACUCGGUGAAGGUUCCGAGUUAUUCCGCUUCAAGGACAGAAAAGAGACUCCAUUCCUCCUGGCACCGACCCACGAGGAGGAAAUCACUACCCUAGUGGGCAAUCUGACAACGUCAUACAAAAGUUUGCCUCUGCGGGUCUAUCAAAUCUCACGCAAGUACAGAGAUGAGGCCCGGCCAAGACAGGGUCUACUGCGUGGUCGAGAGUUCAUUAUGAAAGACCUCUACACAUUCGACUACAGUGCAGAGGAAGCGCUUAAGACCUACAAGGCGGUCAAAGUAGCCUACACGGGGCUGUUCGAUGAAUUGAAGAUCCCGUACCUAGUCGCGGCAGCAGAUUCAGGAAACAUGGGUGGCUCGUUGAGUCACGAAUAUCACUUUAUCAGUCCCAAGGGCGAGGACAACGUGGUUAACUGCUCACACUGUGACCAUGUCUACAACGAAGAACUGGCCGACGGCAAGACGCAUAUCUGUGAUGAGUCCCCAUCAUCCACAUCGCCCAGCUUCAAUACAGACCAUGUGGCUGUCGAAGGGGGCCCCACGAUUUCAACCGGCAUGUGGAUGGCUGUCUCACAUGACGGUAACACUAUUGUGCGGGGCUGGUACCCCAAGUUCUCGAUGCGGAGUGAUGCCUCGGAGCCUGUUGAGCGUCAUGUCAACUCACAUGCAAUCAAGGCCAUCGCCACUGCGGCGGGCAUUGGCCUCGAUCUGAGUGUGGAAAAGCCACUCGAGCGAUGGACUAAACAUGUUACGGAAAACAAGUCCUCGACGCAGAGACCUCGUGUGUUAGACCUGUACGACUCUCAGGUCCGAGUAUACCAACGCCCACCACUCAGUGACCUCCUCGAAAAGAUUAACUGUGCAGCCUCAGACAUUGACUACUCGAAGCUAGACUUGUUCCCUGGAACUUCGAACAAACUCAGUCUUGUUCGCGUCCACGAUGGGGAUCAAUGCUCCCACUGUGCACAGGGGUCCUUGACGAGCCAUCCUGCUGUCGAGCUGGGACACACAUUCUACCUUGGGACGCGUUACAGUGAGGUGCUCAAUGCUUCGGUCUCGGUUAAAUCGUCGCUUCUGGAGGGACCAUCUGAUUCUCAGGCCAAGCCAUCGACUCAGGAACAGAUUGUGCCAAUGCAGAUGGGCUGUCAUGGUAUUGGUGUCUCGCGUAUGAUUUCUGCCGUGGCGAACCGACUCGCCGAUUCCAAGGGCUUGAAUUGGCCUCGGGCGAUGGCCCCUUAUGAAGUUGUGGUUGUUCCUGGAAAGGGACUGGAGACUGUGGCUGAUCAGGUGUACGAUAAUCUCAAUACCACGGCCGAUGUGAUUCUCGAUGAUCGGGACAAAGGCAUGGGCUGGAAACUGGGCGACGCAGACAUGAUUGGAUACCCAGUCAUUGUAGUUGUCGGUCACGGAUGGAAGAAGAAUCAGACUUUGGAAGUGCAGUGCCGCCAACUUGGCGUCAAGGAGGAUGUGUCGUUGGAGGAGCUGCGCACGGCUGUCCAGGGCCUACUGGCGCAGCUAUAA
Penicillium salamii is the source of this 2256-nucleotide messenger RNA. The record is from the annotation of a GenBank genome assembly. NCBI's taxonomy places the organism in Eukaryota, Fungi, Ascomycota, Eurotiomycetes, Eurotiales, Aspergillaceae.